AUGACGUCGCCGGAGGCGGCCGCCGACAGCGACCCCUUGGUGAACUUCCGCGGCCGGCCGCGACAACAGGUCUACCCGGCGCCUGCCGAAAUCGGACUGAGUCCCGCCGGAGCGAGGCGCCUCUCCGAGCCCCUGGCGGCCCCGGAGCCGGGUCAAGGACAUGAGCCGGGACCGGGCCAGAGCCGGGCUACACCGGUUGUCCCCUGGUCGGCGCCCGCCGCCCGGGUGCCUCCCCGUGCCCGGCGACCCCGGAGCUGGGAGGUCUUCGGCCCUCGGCCCGAGUCCGGGGGGCCGCGGCGGCUCGGCGCCGAGGCGCCCGGGGCCGGCACGAAGCCGCCGGCCCUCGGCCCUCGCGCGCACACAGGGAGAGACAGACGCGGCGACACGCACGCACCCCCACUCCACACGAUGGCGCCCCGACGCCGCCCCUUCAGGCCCCCCCCCACCGCCGCGCAUACCGACCCACGCGGGGAACCGUCCCCCGCCCGCCACGCCCGGACGCGCGCAUCCUCUGGCGUCCCCUCUUUCCCCGUCCCCGUGCCCCUGCCGCUGCCCCUGCCCCUGCCCCUGCCCUCUCUUUCGCGGCCGCCUCCGCCCAUCGACGGUUGGGGGCGCCCCGUCCUUCCCCAUCAGACUCCCAGGCGCCAACUUCAGACCAUUCCCGACCCCGCCCAGGCUGCCAACCGCCAGCUGGCACAGCGGCGGCGGCGGCAGGGCGGGGAGCCGGCCGACACCGAGGCACGCCGUCCCUUCUCCGAGAAGCUUCCCGUUCGGCUCUCGUCGAGCCUUGCGGUUCGACGGCCCGCCUGCCGUCCCUCCUUCCUUCCUUGCCGCCCGGCCCCCGGCCCCGGCCGAGACGGCGGCGGGGCGAGCGGCCGAAGGGGUCGAGCGAGGCAGAAAUCGAGGCGGGAGCCGGGCCGCCGGCACGGUUCGGGCACGGAGGCGUCGGGCGUGCCGCCGACUCCUAAAGACUCUCUCCUUCCCUCUCGGGGAGCGCUAGGGGCAGCGGGCUGCCGGCAGCAGGCCGGCAGGGGCAGGCAGGCGCCCGGCUGUAGCGACGGUCGGCCUCCGUCACGUCACGGUUUCCGAGGGAGAAGGAGGGCGUGGGAGCGGACAAGCGGGCCCCCCGGAGCGGGCCGACCGCGAGACGCCGGCAGGCCCGGCCCGGGCCACGGGCCCGGGCGUCCCGUGGCGGGCGUUCGGUCUGCCCGGCGCUCGGCGCCCAGGGGCCGAGGCCGGCCCGGGACAACAGGUCUACCCCGUACCGUCCACCGGCUAAGUCCCGCCGGGACAAGAGGUCUACCCCGUGGUGCCGUCCAGCGGCUAAGUGCCGCCGGGACAACAGGUCUACCCCGUGCUGCCGUCCAGCGGCUAAGUCCCGCCCGGACAACAGGUCUACCCCGUGGUGCCGUCCAGCGGCGAAGUGCCGCCGAGACAACAGGUCUACCCCGUGGUGCCGUCCAGCGGCUAAGUGCCGCCCGGACAACAGGUCUACCCCGUCCCCUCCAGAGGCUAAGUCCCGCCCGGACAACAGGUCUACCCCGUGGUGCCGUCCAGCGGCUAAGUGCCGCCGAGACAACAGGUCUACCCCGUGGUGCCGUCCAGCGGCUAAGUGCCGCCCGGACAACAGGUCUACCCCGUCCCCUCCAGAGGCUAAGUCCCGCCCGGGACAACAGGUCUACCCCGUGGUGCCGUCCAGCGGCUAAGUCCCGCCCGGACAACAGGUCUACCUCGUGGUGCCGUCCAGCGGCUAAGUGCCGCCGGGACAACAGGUCUACCCCGUGGUGCCGUCCAGCGGCUAAGUGCCGCCGGGACAACAGGUCUACCCCGUGGUGCCGUCCAGCGGCUAAGUGCCGCCCGGACAACAGGUCUACCCCGUGGUGCCGUCCAGCGGCUAAGUGCCGCCGGGACAACAGGUCUACCCCGUGGUGCCGUCCAGCGGCUAAGUGCCGCCGGGACAACAGGUCUACCCCGUGGUGGCGUCCAGCGGCUAAGUGCCGCCGGGACAACAGGUCUACCCCGUGGUGCCGUCCAGCGGCGAAGUGCCGCCGAGACAACAGGUCUACCCCGUGGUGCCGUCCAGCGGCUAAGUGCCGCCCGGACAACAGGUCUACCCCGUCCCCUCCAGAGGCUAAGUCCCGCCCGGACAACAGGUCUACCCCGUGGUGCCGUCCAGCGGCGAAGUGCCGCCGAGACAACAGGUCUACCCCGUGGUGCCGUCCAGCGGCUAAGUGCCGCCCGGACAACAGGUCUACCCCGUCCCCUCCAGAGGCUAAGUCCCGCCCGGGACAACAGGUCUACCUCGUGGUGCCGUCCAGCGGCUAAGUGCCGCCCGGACAACAGGUCUACCCCGUGGUGCCGUCCAGCGGCUAAGUGCCGCCGGGACAACAGGUCUACCCCGUGGUGCCGUCCAGCGGCUAAGUGCCGCCCGGACAACAGGUCUACCCCGUGGUGCCGUCCAGCGGCUAAGUGCCGCCGGGACAACAGGUCUACCCCGUGGUGCCGUCCAGCGGCUAAGUGCCGCCGAGACAACAGGUCUACCCCGUGGUGCCGUCCAGCGGCUAAGUGCCGCCGGGACAACAGGUCUACCCCGUGGUGCCGUCCAGCGGCUAAGUGCCGCCGGGACAACAGGUCUACCCCGUGGUGCCGUCCAGCGGCUAAGUGCCGCCGGGACAACAGGUCUACCCCAGGGCCGGACGCCCGGCCGAGGGGCGGAGAAGGAAGGCCCGCUCCGUCCCUCACCGGCCCGAGGAGACCCGGUGCACCCGGCACCCGCCAGCACGGACGGGAGGGCUCGGCCCGGGCCGGCAGGAGCAGCCGCGCGGGC
Haemorhous mexicanus (house finch) is the source of this 2827-nucleotide messenger RNA. Its product is annotated as collagen alpha-1(I) chain-like. NCBI's taxonomy places the organism in Eukaryota, Metazoa, Chordata, Aves, Passeriformes, Fringillidae. The coding region runs from base 1 to 2325 and encodes 774 amino acids. The transcript has 5 exons. The record is from RefSeq and is a predicted model, not a curated record.